GCUGGUAAACUUCAAGACAGCUAGUAUGCUAGUCUAGCUUUAGCUGACCUGUUUCACGGUUUUACUCUGCUGUUCAACACUGUUUAUCUUGUACAUUUAGUGUUAGCAUAGACAUCAGCGUGAAUGCAAGGGGCAAGGCUUACAAUUAGUGGUUAGAGAUGGACAACGAUCAACAGUCCAAAGAAAGCACGGAUCGGUCGGACUUGGUUUCUGAGGACGGCAAAAACAGCAAGUCUGUAGUGUGUCAGCGCUGCGGAUCCAAGGUGUUAUGUCCGGGGAUGGCUGUGUUUGCAGAGAAAGAGCUGUUCCUACCAUCCAUGCGGAAAAAGACCGGCCUCAGCAACACAGAGGGGUCAGUGGACGGGGACACUCUGACCUCCCACUGGUUUGUGGACGACAUGUACACUUUCGAGAAUGUGGGUUUCACUAACAACGUGGGGAGAAUCAAGUACCUCAUCUGUGCAGAUUGUGAGAUUGGACCAAUUGGCUGGCACAGUUUGGAUGACAAGAAGAGUUUCUAUGUCGCUGUGGAAAGGGUGAAUCAUGCAUAGUCUAAAUGCAAAUGUGAGCCCAAACGAACUUCAGAAAAUGUGUUGGCAGGCUAUGCAUCUUUUCAUGGAUUUACACCCCGAGUUGCCACACAGCUUAAUCCAUUACACACAUACUCACAUAUGCUGUAUUGUUAUGUAUACAUUGUUUAUGAUAACAGGGCUGUGUUGCUCUCAGUCUCCUCUGUCACACUCUGACAAAAGUAUGCCCAUCAUGUGCUAAUAAAGAUGUUUUUGGGGAAGCUGA
Molecule: messenger RNA, 795 nt
Organism: Scatophagus argus
Lineage: Eukaryota; Metazoa; Chordata; Actinopteri; Scatophagidae
Gene: rabif
Product: RAB interacting factor
Exons: 4
Coding region: 159-551 (130 amino acids)
Biological process (GO): small GTPase-mediated signal transduction; post-Golgi vesicle-mediated transport
Cellular component (GO): membrane; cytosol
Molecular function (GO): zinc ion binding; guanyl-nucleotide exchange factor activity
Source: RefSeq, a predicted model, not a curated record